AUGACUGUUGUCCACGACAUAGGCUUCUACAUAGAGACAGACAGACAGGAAAUUCUGGAGAAGGUAUCCAACACUCCGUCCCUGUCUGUAGAGGACAUCCUCUCUGUCCCUGACGUCUAUGUGAGGUACUUCCUGCUUGCAAACCUUUCAAUCCCAGCAUCCGAAGGAAGCAGCCGGCUCAUGAAGGACCUUAGGGCAUUCUUCAAUGAGUUUACGCAGUCAGAAAGGAUUGUAGAGGUGGACUUUAGCCGGAAAAUGUCAGAGUUUGUGAGGCAGAGCAUCGUUCCCAUUGGAAUGGAGGACUUCAUUGGAUGCAUCAGUGAGCUGGAACCGUCGUGCAUCGAUCUUGAGCACUACAGAAGGUACUUUGGAUACAGCCAGACAUACAGCCUGUACAGGUCGAUGAUAAAAAGAAUCUUUAGCUGUAGCUUUAGUUACAGAGAAAUAGGAUUGGUCAUGCUUCUGCUGGACAACGAGGCAAUGUGCUUCAAAAGGCUGCUGCCUAUAUUUGCCAGGCUAACCACGUACGUGACGCACAGCGUUCUCGACAAAAACAUUGUGGCAUGCUGCAUUGCCCUCCGGUCUGUCCUUACAUAUAUUCCAGGCACAAUGAAUGGAAAGGACGAGUAUGUGCUGUCGCUGAUUUCCUAUCUCACAGGAAUAGUCUCCCGCCACACAAGCUUUGUAUUCAUCAACGAAGGAGAUGCAGAUGAGAUAAUCUUGACGAUUGACCUCCUGACCAGAUUCUGCUUCACCAUCGAUGUUUCCAUGACCUCCGAGGGAAUGCUCAAGGAGGCCAUAUUCCAUCUUGAAUUCCUUUCCAGCGGCAGAAUGGUGCUCUACGAGGAAAUCUUUGCGAUGGUAUGCGUCCUAGAAACUAUUCCGUCGAUGUGUCGUCUCUUGGGAGACUCUGUGAACAAUGACUUCUCGGCAGCCUAUUCCUUGGUGCAGAAGCUGGUCCUCCCAAGAGCUGACCAUGUGGGGUUGGACGAGUGGAGUCAUGUCUACAGCAGGUUUCUCGUGGCAAAGUACAGGUGCUUGGAGUCUCUGCGCCCAUGGAAGACAGCAUUCGACCGGAUUGCAUUCUACAACGAUAUCGAGUCUACAAAGCAUCCGUCCAAGAUGCUCCGCGCCCUGGAGGGCCUGAAGGAGGAUGUUUCGUGGUCCGACAUGAUUGUUUUUGCUUGCCACCCGGGAUCCCAGGAGGAAUGGCUACAGUUUAUAUUUGAUGGUUUCUUUGUGAAAGGCCCCGAGCACCUUGUAUAUAUUGAGCUGUUCGUGGAGUCUGUUGGGAGCAGACCGGAUCUCCUGCUGUACUCUGGGUAUCUGCUGCUGAAGCACUUUGAAGACAUCGAAGCUGAAAAGAAAUGGGACAUCCUUGUUGACUUGUUUCUUCGGAACAUCCGGAGCCUGGACCAAAGGGCGGUUAGGCUGAGAUGCAUUAUAUCUGAUUAUAUAGGCGCCUUGGAGCCUGGAGGACAGAGAUCGACCUUCUUGAAUAUUCUGGUAAGAAGGCUAGCAAGGGACUUUGUUUGCUUCAACCCGAGCAUUAUUGCGCUUCUGCACAGGCUGCUCAGGAGCGGCUGGGAGAUAUCUCAGGAGACAUCGACCACGAUCUAUCUGUAUCUCAGAAGGUGUGCUGCGUCCGAGUGGAAGGAAGGAGAGGCGUCCGACGACAUGGAGGCUAUGUAUGUAUGUGUUGCAUCAAGGGCGGUGAUCCUAUCUGGGGCCACUGUGGAUUUCAGGGAGUCGGACUCGAACCUGGAAAGAUAUUAUGGGCUUGUCAUCUCAAGCCUCUCGUGGAUCAAAGGAAGACUGCCUGAGGAACAUGUCCGGAGAAUCAAGGAGGUGAUGCUGUAUUUCCUGUUUGAGGCGGAUAGGAGACAGGUGUAUGAGCUUGGGCGGCUAAUGAAAGGGGAGCACUCGAGAUUUGCUGAUAAGUUUGAUGAGCUUUAUGGAGACCAAUAG
Messenger RNA from Encephalitozoon cuniculi GB-M1, 1968 nucleotides. RefSeq lists its product as uncharacterized. Bases 1 to 1968 code for a protein of 655 amino acids. The record is from RefSeq and is marked provisional. NCBI's taxonomy places the organism in Eukaryota, Fungi, Microsporidia, Unikaryonidae. The transcript has a single exon.